AAAAGGGUUGGUUUUCUCUCUCUGCCUCCCACACUUUUUAUUAGACCGUUGUAAAAUCAAUUUCUUUAAGCAUGCUCUCCCAAAAGAAACUACGAAAACAAUUAAUAAAAACACAGAACCAAGAAACUGACCCAUCUCUCAAAUCCAUCAACAAUGGCGGAAGAAAACCCCACUCUUCAAUCUCUCUUCCAUGCACUUGACCCCAUGUCUCUAAUCCUUUCCCACAAUUCCUUAGACUCUCACCAACCGGUCCCUCUGAAACUCACCACAGAUAGCUACAUCAUGGAGAGAGGACCAAGAUACAGAGCAUAUGCAGAGUUGCGAGAAUCAAAGCUGAGAAUGAAGAUCUUAAGGCAACAAGAAAGAGAUGAGAGUGAUUUUAAACAAACACCACCGAAGAAACAGGUCAAAUUUCAAGCCAAUUUAACUAGUUCAAGAAAAGGGUCUUCUGUUUUGGCCCAGUCAGUGCCAGAUUUCUCAGCUACUUUAAGAAAAGAGAAUCGAAAGCCGAAGCCAGAGUGGACACCUCCAUCAAAGAAUUGGUCAACGAUAAAUGGGAUUCUGUCGAAUUCUAGAGGAAGUAAGUCAGCGAGCGCUGGAGAGAAAAAGAAUGGAAAUGGGGGACUAAUGUCGAGAAAUAGCUGUGCAAGUGUUGAAGCAUUGAAGGGAUUGUCAAUGGCUGCAGCCACCGCUAUUAAUUGCGAAAACAGGGGAGGAAGAGGUGGCAGAGUAAUUGGCAAGACUGUGUUGGGUUUGAGGCAGUUCUGACUUUGAAUCCAUGGUGAUUCUACAAAUGAUGUGAGAGAUUUGUUAUUUUCUUUUAAUUUCAUUUUCUUGGGUUCUUAAUUGGAUGUGGCGUUAUGAGAGGUUUUCUUUGUUACUGCUACGAUUCUUUGUUUAGUUGAGAGAUUUGCUUAUGGUGGAUUGUAAAGCUCUGGAUGUAAUCAUGUUUAACUUAUGAUUAAGCUCAUUCACUAACAAAAAUAAAUAAGCAAAUAAAUAAAACUCAUUAACUAAAUUAAGGGGUGAA
This is a messenger RNA of Hevea brasiliensis (rubber tree), 1030 nucleotides long. RefSeq lists its product as uncharacterized. The coding region runs from base 154 to 768 and encodes 204 amino acids. NCBI's taxonomy places the organism in Eukaryota, Viridiplantae, Streptophyta, Magnoliopsida, Malpighiales, Euphorbiaceae. The transcript has a single exon. The record is from RefSeq and is a predicted model, not a curated record.